Molecule: messenger RNA, 3645 nt
Organism: Penicillium cinerascens
Lineage: Eukaryota; Fungi; Ascomycota; Eurotiomycetes; Eurotiales; Aspergillaceae
Product: telomerase reverse transcriptase
Exons: 6
Coding region: 1-3645 (1214 amino acids)
Biological process (GO): telomere maintenance via telomerase
Cellular component (GO): telomerase catalytic core complex
Molecular function (GO): telomeric repeat DNA binding; telomerase RNA binding
Source: RefSeq, a predicted model, not a curated record
AUGGGCAAGAAGCGCAAGAGGCCCGGAAAAGGUGGCCGUCGUGGUCCCACGGCCUCGUCUCAGCCUGGUAUGACCCCAUCGCCAGCUCGUUGCAAAUCUCCCAAAGCCUCAGAUGCACGAAACGGCCAAACCACCCACCCCGUGAUCUCGUUGUACUACCGAGAGGUACUCACCCUGCGUCAAUAUCUCCUCUCUCAUCUCCCUGUAUCUUCCAAACUUCGGCGCCGGCGCAUCGCAUCGCUGGCGAAAUCGCAAACGGCCGAGCCCAGCGCCCGGUCAUUAGCAAAUCUUCUCGAUUCCACAUUGGUCGGUGUCUUGAAGGAGUCAACUCCGAAGGUCGACUCCGAACGCCAGCGAGACUAUCGCGCAUUCAGCCAGUCCCAAUCGCGGUCGAUCCUCGUCAGCACGGACACGGGACCGACCUCGCCCCAAUCCGAGGUGGUCGACUUUGCCAUAGAGACUAUUUUUAGAAAGGCUGGCUACCAAAGACCUGAGCACUUGCUCACGCAUGGCUUCCGUCGCCCGGCGGUUGGCCAAACUGCCCUGGAUGUCAUUCCCGGCGUCGUGGCUCAGUUCCCGAACCACAAUGUACGCAUCUUAAAGGAAGCGCCGUGGGCGGAUGUCUUGGGACUGCUGGGUCAAAAUGGUGAUGAGAUCAUAAUACGCCUACUGUUCGACUGCGGUAUCUUUGCUCCUAUUGACGCUCGAAGUGGCAUCUAUUUCCAAUUGAGUGGACUGCCGCUGUCAGGGCUUCAGCGAAUUGAUAAUUCAUAUUCAAAGUCCCAAAAAGAACCUGCCAAUAAAAAGCCAGGUACAAAAAAGAGUGUUCAUGUUGGUUGUCGUGGUGAGGCUCGAGGCCCAAACAGCAUCAUUCUACUCCGCCGUCGAAUGCUUUACAGCAGAUACACCCGCCCGUUGAAGGAAAGUGCGCCAUUUGGAUUAGGAGACACUCACGUCUUCAACCGCCGCUUUUCCCUCGACUCGACGGCAGAGACGGUGCACGUGAUGAAAUACAUCUUUCCUCGGGAAUUCGGCCUGCAUAAUGUCUUCACAAGCGCAGCAGAUCCCAAAGAGAACGUGGACUUGUUCUCAAACCACCGAGACCGUGAAUAUGAACUAGCUUGCGUCGAAGAACAAAGAAGACAGAAUCGUUGUCAAUCCAGUGGUGAUCAAUUGCGCGCCGAGCUCGGAGGAAAUGAUUUUGGGAAGCUACCAAGGCGAUUGCGUGGGCAGGCUUUGGAGUUGGUCCAGAGGCUCCGAGUGCAUCAUGCCCGUUGUUCCUAUGGGGAACUUUUGAAGUACUAUUGUCCUGAGCCUACUGGGCCUUGGAAACUCGGCACCUCGGAACCUCCCACCACAAAGGGAGUCAAAGACGGCGAACCUGGAUCUUCUCUGGAGCAGAGCUUGGUAACACAGAUGCAAGCCAAACCACAUUGCAGUCGAUUGACGAAAAGCUCGGGUAUUGCCUUAUCACCGGGUAGGGCAUCUAAUGUCGAGAGAGGAGGCAAAGAAGAGUGCCCCUCACGAUUCAAUAAGCCUAAACUGAGCUUAACCGAUUACGCGACCCCUGCCUCUUCCGUUUCAGCCUUCUGUCGCGCCGUUCUCCAGAAAUUGAUACCGCUCGCCUUCUUCGGGGAAGGGCCUGACGGUGUAUCCAAUCGGAGAAUAAUCUUCAAACAUGCCGAUUCUCUCAUCAAAAUGCGACGAUAUGAGAGCCUAAGUUUGCAUAAAGUGUGCAAAGGUCUAAAGGUCACUGCCAUUCCCUGGUUGGUCCCUCCAAAGUUGGACUCCCCAGUCGAAGGAAAGACAAAGAAAAUUUCCUUGUCUGACUUUCAAAAGCGUAUACGGCUCUUGCACGAAUUUAUCUUCUUCGUAUUUGACUCCAUCCUUAUUCCUCUUGUGCGGGCCAACUUCUAUGUCACCGAGUCGCAAACUCACCGAUACCGCCUCUUCUACUUCCGCCACGAUGUAUGGAAGCGUUCGACAGAGCAGCCCCUCACAGAGCUGAAAGCAACUAUGUUUGAGGAGCUUGAGCCGAAGCGCCUUAACCGCAUGUUGGCCCGCCGCUCUCUCGGGUAUGGCUCGCUGCGUCUGCUUCCGAAGGCUACUGGCCUACGACCUAUCUUGAACUUGCGACGACGAGUUGUCAAAGGAGCCGAUUGGCGUAACAAGAAAUUUGCGACCAGCGUCAAUUCCACCAUCACACCCAUCUACAACAUGUUGAAUUGGGAGCGACAACAAGCGCCCGCGAAGAUGGGUGCAUCGUUGUAUUCGGUAGGAGACAUGCAUCCACGGCUAAAAAGGUUCAAGAAGCAAUUAUCACAGCAGCUGCCAUUAUCAGGGCCAAGGAAUUUUGGCGACCUACCUCGACUUUACUUUGUCAAGCUUGACAUCCAAGCUUGCUUCGACACCAUCCCUCAGCAAAAUCUAUUGCAAGUUGUGGAAGAGCUGGUCUCUCAAGAGAACUAUCAUAUCACCAAACACGUGGAAAUAAAUCCUCAUGGUGCCGACCCGCGAGGAUAUCCCAGACGCAAGUUUGCAGCGCGGGCUGCGCCAGUCACGAAGCAGCAGCAUUUACCAGAUCUCAUCGCUAAUGGUGGUCACCCUCGAAAGCCAAAUACUGUCUAUGUCGAUACUCUCAACCAAAAAGUACAGGGUGCUGAGGAGCUGCUGGACCUUCUAGACGAACAUGUGCGCAACAACCUGGUCAAGAUGGGGAAGGAGUUCUACCGCCAGCGCAACGGUAUCCCACAAGGCUCUGUUCUGUCCAGUCUUCUUUGCAAUUUCUUCUACGCCGAGCUAGAACGCGAAGUGUUGGGAUUUCUACAACCGAGAGAGUCAUUACUCAUGCGACUAAUCGAUGAUUUCCUCCUCAUCACCACCGAUCUCAACCAAGCGACACAGUUCAUGGAGGUCAUGCUUCGUGGUCAGCCUAAAUACGGCGUCACCGUUAACCCGACCAAGAGUUUGGCCAACUUCACCGCUGCAGUCGACGGCAUCCACAUCCCCAGGUUGGAGGGGACAUCGCUCUUCCCGUACUGUGGAUGCUUAAUUGAUACACACACACUCGAAAUCCACCACGAUCGUGACCGGAUGCUCGAUGGAGGGGAUUCUGCGGCAGCCAACCUCUCAAACGCCUUGACAGUCGAAACGAAUCGUCUACCGGGCCGCAUGUUUACCCGUAAAGUACUCUCAACGUUCCGACUGCAGAUGCACCAGAUGUACCUGGACGAGGCACACAAUUCUCGCAGUACAGUUCUCGCCAACCUCUACACCAGUUUAAUCGCAUCGGCCAUGAAGAUGUACCGCUAUAUGAAAUCUCUGCGAGGGCGCGCCCAUCCCGAACCACCCAUCAUUAUCCAGACCGUCAACGCAUUGAUUCUGCAAACAAUCAAGAUGAUCCAGGCCCGCCGCGCAUCCAGCAACGCGCCCUUGAAAUGCUUCCUGCGGCUCUCACAUGUGCAUUACCUGGCCGCGGCGGCAUUUCGGUUUGUGCUGAAGCGCAAGCAAACACGAUAUACGCCGGUCCUCCACUGGCUGGAAUCGGUUGGGAAAGAGUCGCGACCGACGACAAACGGAGAGGCUGUACGGAUGAUGCAGGUGGUGAAACGAGGAAAUGUGGUCUUUGAAGGAUGGCGGUUCUAG